AUGGGUUCAAUCGACAGCAACUUGGAGACGCCUGAGAGCCCGGAUGUCAUCAUCAUCGGUGGCGGAAUCAGUGGCUGCGGGGCUGCAUGGUAUUUGCACAAGCAGGGCCGCUCCUCGAUGAUACUCGAAGCCAGCGAUCGUGUCGGGGGGAAGACGUACAGUGUAGCCGACGCAUACAGCGAAGCCGGCUAUAUCGACCUCGGCGCUUCGUGGGUCAACGACACCACACAGAAGUACAUCAACGCUCUAAUCGAAGAAUUGGGGCUCGAACGACUCGAGCAAGAUGUUGACGGACUGGCCAUUGCCCAACGUCCCGACGGGUCGUUCUUUACGCACGGCUACCAUGACUCGGUGAAAGCCAGCGACGAAGAUUUUGGGCUUUUCUUCGCCAAAUUCCAUGACGUGGUCGAAUCGAUCAACACCGACGAUGUUGCCAGCACUCCGUUCGCCACUACACUAGACUCGUUGACCGUUCUCCAAUGGGCCCAGAAGACUUUCCCCAAUCGACCCGGCCUACCCAAGCGAGUGGAUUUGUAUGUACGGGCCCUCUCAGGGGCAGAUCCGGCCCAGGCAAGCAUGCUGUAUCUGGCUCACUAUGUUGCCUGUGCCGGCGGCAUCAAGUCUGCCUCGGGCGACGAGAAGGGCGACGCACAAUACCAACGGCUGAUCGAUGGGACGCAAAACAUCAGCAAGCAGAUGCUGGCGCGAUUGCAGGGCCAGGGGGGCAAGAACACGAUUUUGCUCAACCAUGCCGUCGACACCAUUUUCCAGCAAGACGGCACCGUGACGGUGACGACCAAGAACGGUCAACGGUUCUCGGUAAAAAAAGUUAUCAUCACCAUCCCACCGGUCCUGUGGACGAGCAUCCAAUGGUCGCCUCCACUGCCCGAAACCAAGGCGCUCAUCUCGGACCGUCUGACCAUGCCAGCGUACUCCAAGAUUGUCUUCACUUUCAGCCACGCGUGGUGGCGGCCGCGCUGCUCCGGGACCGUCUUCUUCUUCGACGGGCCCAUUCAAUUUGUCCGGGAGACGAGCGUUCCAGCCAAGCGGUGCUGGACUUUGACUUGUUUCGCCACGGGCAAGAAGGGCUUUGACUGGGGCAGCCAGAGCAAGCAAGCGAGACGACAGUCGGCCUGGGAUACGCUCGCCUCAGCCUUUGUCGGCUUCGUCGACAAGAAGCCAGUCCCAGACCCUGUCUCAGUACACGAGAUGCUCUGGGAGAGACAGGAAUAUAUUUGGGGCGCGCCGAGCGCCUCAUGGCCACCCGGCAUGCUGGGCCACGGUCUCCAGAAGGAUCUCAAGGCUGCCCAUCACAACGUCCAUUUCGCCGGCAGCGAGACAGCGUCCGCUUUCAAGGGUUACAUGGAAGGCGGGUUACAGGCCGCAAACCGGGCGGUGCAGGAAAUCGUUCAGAAUUAG
Exophiala bonariae is the source of this 1419-nucleotide messenger RNA. RefSeq lists its product as uncharacterized. Gene Ontology annotation, molecular function: oxidoreductase activity. The record is from RefSeq and is a predicted model, not a curated record. The coding region runs from base 1 to 1419 and encodes 472 amino acids. Lineage: Eukaryota; Fungi; Ascomycota; Eurotiomycetes; Chaetothyriales; Herpotrichiellaceae. The transcript has 3 exons.